Schistocerca gregaria is the source of this 3724-nucleotide messenger RNA. RefSeq names its product glycylpeptide N-tetradecanoyltransferase 2-like. Gene Ontology annotation, biological process: N-terminal peptidyl-glycine N-myristoylation. The coding region runs from base 615 to 2030 and encodes 471 amino acids. The transcript has a single exon. Gene Ontology annotation, molecular function: glycylpeptide N-tetradecanoyltransferase activity. Gene Ontology annotation, cellular component: cytoplasm. The record is from RefSeq and is a predicted model, not a curated record. NCBI's taxonomy places the organism in Eukaryota, Metazoa, Arthropoda, Insecta, Orthoptera, Acrididae.
UUGUGUGUGUGUAUUAUGUAGCUCUUUGCUGUUAACAAAUAUCUGUGGUGGACAGUAGUCUUUGGCCGAAUCCGGUCGCACAAUAAGAGUAAAUUGAAGAUCAGCUGAAGGUGUUUUAUGAUGUCAUUUCUACAAGUACCCGCAAGUUUGUGUAAGAGCUACUUUAGCAAUGGCUGAUUGACACCCGGAUGGCACAAAUAUAUUCCCUACGAAACUGAUAAACACAACGAAAUUAUUAUAGUGACAGAUGUGGAGGACGUGUUCUUAAAUUUAGUCUCCAAUUGUUUGCAACAACGAAACGAAAAUUAUGUACCUAUACAUACAUGCGUAUUUCAUUAUGUUCCCGGAAGAUGUCAGGCAACUGUAAGUCAGUGACGUGGCAGUGUACCGCGUCAGGCGCUGAGUGUGAGAGACGUGUGUGAUGUGUAGCUAAUGCUUUCCGUGUCGUAAACUGAAGAAACUUAACAUUAUUUCUUCAAGCUCUGUAUCGCAGCAUAGUAUUUGCUUGUAUUUUGCAAUCCCCCCCAUUGCUGUCGUGCAAAAGGUGCGCAGGACAAGUAGAGUUAUAAUUCCGUAGUCAAAUUAAGUUGUGAUUUUAACUUAAGACGCCAGCUAUGAAUAGCCAAACUCCAAAAGAAUGCAGGGGAAAUGAAAUUAAAAAUACAGGCAAUACCAUUAUUUCAAAAAAUAGCAAGAAAAAAAGUCGGCAAAACAAAGAAACAGUGCCGGUACUUGUUAAUGAUGAUGGCAAACAACAGUCAAACACCGAAGACGAAAUUCAGGAAAAAUUGAAUGUCUCAUUGCAGGACCUGCGUUUGGCAGCAGAGACACUCUCAUUUCAUCGACGUGCAGGAAGAAGUGAUGUAGAUGUGGAGCAAAGGCAAUAUACGUUCUGGAACACUCAACCUGUACCAAAAAUAAAUGAAUCCGUCAAGUGCAGUGGGCCAAUAGAAGCUGAUAAACAUGUGGCUGAAAUCCGGCAGACGCCGUUUUCCCUACCUGAAGGUUUCAGAUGGGACACACUUAACCUGAGUGAUCCAACGGUUUUACAGGAGCUCUACACGCUACUCAAUGAAAAUUAUGUUGAAGAUAACGACUGCAUGUUUAGAUUUGACUAUCCACCAGAGUUCCUAAAAUGGGCGUUGCAGCCCCCUAACUGGAAAAGAGACUGGCACUGUGGUGUCCGUGUAAUGAAAAACAACCGUUUAGUCGGUUUCAUAAGUGCAAUUCCCGCCAAAUUAAGGGUAUAUGAUCAGUCUCUGAGUAUGGUAGAAAUAAAUUUCCUAUGUGUGCAUAAAAAGUUGAGAUCAAAACGCGUCGCCCCUGUAUUGAUUCGUGAAAUAACCCGUCGUGUGAAUCUUUGCGGUAUAUUUCAGGCUGUGUAUACUGCUGGAGUUAUUCUGCCCAAACCUGUGGGAACAUGCAGAUAUUGGCAUCGAUCGCUCAAUCCGAAAAAGCUUAUUGAAGUUAAAUUCUCCCACCUGAAACGAAAUAUGACCAUGCAAAGGACCUUGAAGUUGUACAGGCUGCCAGAUUCGACAAAAACUCGGGGUUUCAGGCAAUUAACUGCAGCAGAUUCAUCGAGUGCGCAUGUAUUACUAAAUCAGUACUUAUCAAGAUUCGAUCUUGCACCAGUUUUUUCCCAGGAAGAGUUUUGUCACUGGUUUCUACCGAGACCCGGCGUAAUUGAUAGUUUUGUAGUUGAGAAAAACGACAAGAUAACGGAUUUUGUAAGUUAUUAUAGUUUGCCGUCAACAGUUAUGCAUCAUCCUACACACAAGACCUUGAAAGCAGCGUAUUCUUUCUAUAACGUCUCAUCAGAAACUCCUUGGCUUGAACUAAUGACAGAUGCCCUCGUGACCGCAAAAAAUAGUGGCUUCGAUGUCUUCAACUCACUGGAUGUAAUGGAUAAUAAACAAUUUCUUGAAGCAUUGAAGUUUGGAGAGGGUGAUGGAAAACUGCAAUACUACUUGUAUAACUGGCGGUGCCCACCGAUGGAUCCUACUAGGAUAGGUUUAGUUUUACAAUAAGUGUACUUAAAGACCGGCGAAUACAAAUGUGCUCAAGAAUGUAUGCUUAUUAAUGCUCAUUGGAUCAUUUGGGAAACUUUUUCAGUGUUUCUUAUUAGCUAGUACCGGUACCCGCUCGUCUUGUGAAGCAAGAAUAACUAGACUGGUUUCAUUUUAUCGAAAACAUGAACGCUUAAUUCUGUGAUACAUUUCGUUGUAUGCUGCUAUGGUAAAAUUUUUAGUUUAGUAGGUAGCAAACUCCUUAAGUAUCUUGUCUUUUAGUAUGUGUCCAUUUUGUGCAUAACUGAAUAUGCGGCUGAAAAUUAUGUUGUAGAAAGAUAAUUGUUUCACUGGGAGGCCCAAAACUCCCCCCCCCCCCCCCCCCCCCUCUCUCUCUCUCUCUCUCUCUCUCUCUCUCUCUCUCUCUCUCUCUCUCUCAUUAUCAUUAAUUACUGUACAGUGUUUGUUGUGUUUCCCCGUUUCUCCUUAAAAAGUGUUGCAAAAUAAAACUAACUAACUUUCAGAUAUUUAGUGAUACUACAUACUAGAUGGUGAACUGUAUUUAUGUCUAUUAUGACUUCAGAAACUGUAAUAUUUAAAUGUUUGUGUUACGCAUACAGUUUUUUUUUUUAUUACUGGGCCAGUUACAAAGUUAGAGUAUUGUCCUCAGAGAACUUAAUUUUCACUGUGCAUUAGCUGUCUUUAUUUAAGCCAAAUAUAUAGUUUCCUCAUGAUGGUCUUACAUAUUAUAAAUGAAUUUGAUAAAAACCUUAUUUCAAAUAAAUAAUUGUGCAAUGUGUAUGGUUCUUAUGUAUCUGAAAUAGCAGACAAAGCAUCAAAACAUAAUUUUGUGCCCUAAGAAAGCAACAAAUGAAAAUUAAUUUCUCUCUGUUAUUGAUGAAUUAUGGAUGGGAUGUAGACAGAUAAAAUGUCAAAAAUAGUAUUACUUUUUAAGCUAAGAUAUUAUGGUAUCAGAUACAUUUUAUGUAUGGUACUACUUCUAUUUUCUGUAUCUGUCUUUGUGUUCCACAGAUCUGUGUUGUGAGUGCAUCACUCUGAUGUAGAACAUGUCACAUGUUACCCCAGUACAGAUACAAAUGUUUUAUUCCACCUUUGAGCAUAUUUACAUGCAAUUGGUAUCAUCAGUUUUAACACCUUAAUAAUAACAACAACAACUACUACUACAGUUUAAUAAUCCAAGAUGGAUACAAUACAUAUUUAUGCAAAUGUCAAUAACAAAUAGAAGUAUCCUAACAGAUCAAUUACAAGAUAAAUGAACUACAUUGUUCAGUGAAUGACAAAUAAAUAAUCAAACAGAUAAUUAACAAUAAGUACAUAAAACAGUAAUAAAGAAGUUGCACAGUGAGGUACAUGUAUAGUUUGCAGUUAAUUUAUCAUUCAUUGUCAUAAGGAAAGAGGGUCAUAUGUCACAUAGUCAAGGACCUCUUGAGAAGAGUAAAUACUUUACUUUUCAUUCACCUUAAAAGACUAGUUUUAAAUGUAUUUAUUGACACUGUGCAGGCAUUUUCAGGUAAUUUGUUGAAGUAGACAGGAAAAAGAUAUUUGUAACUGUUGUGUGUCUUUACAAGCCCAACAUAUGGUGUAUUAAUUGUAUAUCCACUUCUUAUGUUAUGGUCAUGAACUGUCAAAUUUACUCAGAUUCACUUUAAUGAAGACAAUGCAGUUGUAAAUACACAGCCCAAUCACUGUCAUUA